This is a messenger RNA of Thunnus maccoyii (southern bluefin tuna), 4093 nucleotides long. RefSeq names its product ADAM metallopeptidase domain 17a (gene adam17a). Bases 130 to 2727 code for a protein of 865 amino acids. Gene Ontology annotation, cellular component: plasma membrane. Gene Ontology annotation, molecular function: metalloendopeptidase activity. Gene Ontology annotation, biological process: membrane protein ectodomain proteolysis; Notch signaling pathway. Lineage: Eukaryota; Metazoa; Chordata; Actinopteri; Scombriformes; Scombridae. The record is from RefSeq and is a predicted model, not a curated record. The transcript is spliced from 19 exons.
AGUUGAUUCAAAAAAAGCGGAUGUUUUCCAUUCUGUGCUCUUCCGGGUUGCUCAGCUAACUGUCCACACCACAAACUGAGAAACCUUUGACAAUGACAGCACAACUGUAGCGGACUGAGCUGCCUGAAAAUGAGAAACAUACUCUUAAUUGCCUUUCUGGCUCCUUGUUGGGUCAACGGGGCAAUUAAGUCGAGAACUACAACGGAGGAGAGCCGCGAAGAAAACCCGGAGUUCGAUGGUCUGAGCUCUAUCCUGUCAGAUUUUGAGGUACUUCCGGUGUCAGGCCUCCAGCUGCACUCUGUAAGGAAGAGAGACGUUCACGCCCAGUCUCACCUGGAGCGACUGGUGAGCUUCAGAGCCCUGCACAGAAAUUUCAAGCUUUACUUGACCACCAACACAGACCUUUUCACCGAGAAAUUCCAAGCUGUGUUUGUUGAUAAACACGGGAAAGAAGAAAACUUCGAUGUUCAGCUCCAGAACUAUUUCACUGGACACGUUGUUGGAGAAGAGAAUUCACAUGUGCAGGCACACAUGGACGGAGAUGAGUUUUCUGCUCACAUUCUAACCAAUGAAGCAGAAUACAAUGUAGAGCCCUUGUGGAGGUUUACAGAUUCCCCCAGUGAUAACAGGUUGCUGGUUUAUCGCUCUGAAGACAUCAAGAAUCUGAGUCGCAUCGUCUCUCCAAAAGUGUGCGGUUACAUCCAUGCAGAGACCAAGGACCUGCUGCCACAGUCGGCCAGGAGGGAUUGGGAUGGGCAGGAGGAGGUGGACGAGAUGAAGGAGUAUCACCACAGAGAGAAGAGACAGGCUCACGACCACAAGAAGAACACCUGCCCCCUGUUGCUGGUUGCAGAUUACCGCUUCUUCAAACACAUGGGCCGCGGACAAGAGAGCGUCACUCUCAACUACCUGAUUGAGCUGAUUGAUCGAGUCGAUGACAUUUAUAGAAAUACAACCUGGGAUGAUGAAUUCAAGGGCUACGGGGUCCAGAUCCAUCAGAUUAUCAUCAACAAGGAGCCGACAAAGCCUCCGCCUGGCCAUGCUGGCACCGGUUGGGUCCACUAUAACAUGGAGAACAGUCCCAUAAGUGGAAAGGAGGUCUGGGACGUGAAGAAACUUCUGGAGCAAUUCAGCUCAGACAUUGCAGACAACGCCUCCACUGUGUGUCUGGCCCACCUGUUCACCUACCAGGAUUUUGACGAGGGCACAUUGGGACUCGCCUACGUGGCCCCUUCUAAAGCUCAGGCCCUGGGCGGCCUGUGCCCCAAACCAUACUACCCAUCUCACUCUGUCAAGAAGCCCAGUUACCUCAACACAGGCUUGACCAGCACCAAUAACUAUGGCAAAACCAUCCUAACAAAGGAGGCAGAUUUGGUGACCACUCAUGAGCUGGGCCAUAACUUUGGAGCAGAGCACGAUCCUGACAACAUCCCUUACUGUGCUCCCAGUGAUGACCAGGGGGGGAAGUUUGUCAUGUACCCUAUUGCUGUGAGCGGAGACCAUGUCAACAACAAGCGUUUCUCCAACUGCAGCAAGAUCUCCAUAGGAAAGACGUUACGUUUCAAGGCUCCUGUGUGCUUCAAGGAGAGGAACAGUAAAGUAUGUGGGAACUCCAGAGUGGAGAAUGGGGAGGAGUGCGACCCUGGGCUACUCCACCUCAACGACGACCCGUGCUGCACCUCUGACUGCAAGUUUAAAUUCGGUGCACAGUGCAGCGACAGAAACAGCCCGUGCUGUAGGAACUGCAUGUUUGAGCAGGCAGGAACAAGGUGCCAGGAAGCCAUCAAUGCUACCUGUAAAGGCAUAUCCUCCUGCACAGGCAACAGUAGUCAAUGUCCACCUCCUGGAAACGCUAAGGACGAUACUGUGUGUGUCGACAACGGCCGGUGUCGCAACGGAGAGUGCAACCCUUUCUGUGAGGCCAUGCAGAACCUUCGGUCCUGUGCCUGCAACGAAACAGAGAAUUCCUGUAAAGUGUGCUGUAGGAGAAAAGAUGGCAGCUGCACUCCCUUCAUACAGACCAACGAGAGUUUCCUUUUCCUUCGCAAAGGAAAACCCUGCACUGUGGGCUUCUGUGACGGGGACGGGAAGUGCAUGAAGCAGGUACAGGACGUGAUUGAGCGGUUGUGGGAUUUUAUUGACAAACUGGACAUCAACACAUUUGGGAAGUUCCUGGCUGAUAACAUAGUGGGCUCUGUCGUGGUGUUUUCACUCAUCUUCUGGAUUCCUCUCAGCAUCCUGGUUCACUGUGUGGACAAACGACUUGACCAGCAGUAUGAGGAGAACACAAAGUCCUUCUACUACCCUCCGAAUAGUCAAGACAUGCUGGGCAACCUCGAGUCAGCGUCCAUGCGCAUCGUCAAGCCUCCUCAGCCUCACUCCUCCUCCGCCGGCCGGACCGUGCUCUCCUCCCUGCCCCCGCAGCCUCAGCAGCUGAGCCAGGCCGGGGCCCCUCCCGCGGGCAGCAGUACCCAGGCCCCCGGUCCGAGCUACGACCUCACCCCGGACAGCGCAGGGGGGUUACGGAUGGCAACCAUCCAGGAGGACACCAGCAGCGACUCUCACCUGGGAGAGGAGGGCCUGUCGGAAGAUUUCACAACCGCAGGAGCCUACUCGUCGGCUACGAAAUCCUCCUACGAGGAUCUGACCGAACAGAACCUGCCAGCCAGGGACAGACGGCGCCUCAAGAGGCAGGAGUGCAUUGACACUAAAGAGACCGAGUGCUGAGAUUCAACAAGCAGCACUUUUUUUGUCGAAAAGUUCCAACAUGGAACCUGAUAUGUGUUUUAGAGAACAUGCAAAUGCGUGCAGCAUCAUAUGCAUUUUUCUUGCCACAAAUCACAGACAGCAACUGGUGAAAGGUAACAGCAUACAUGUUUCAUAGGUCAGAUUUUAGUGUUUAACAUUUCAGCCAAUGCUAGAUGUGGAUAGUAUUCAGUCAGCUGUAACUUUGAGCCACUAUACAAUUUCUUGAAUUCCUGACUACAGUUAAAUUGAAAUGUGAUUUCAUGUUUUCAUGUAUCGGUGCUGAAACGAUGCUGUGCCUUUUUUCAGUUUGGUAGGUGUUUCUUGGCGAGAUGAAACCUGUGGAAGUGAAUCUAAGUUGCAGCCCUUUGUGCUAGGUUUAUCGCGGACCAGUGACCCAAACACAUCAUAUUUAAAUGAUCUUUUUGUUGUUUCUACUGUGGUUUCUCUAUAUACAGAUAAAAAAAAAAACGAUUUAUGCCUCUAUCAGCUUUUGCAAGCAUGCUGUGUCAAAAAAAAGUGAACAAAGGUUGUGUUUCUUAAGUAAUCUAAGCAUUAAGUUAAAAGCCUAAAUCUUGCCUUUCCCCCCCUAAAACACUCGUGCACAAAGUACUGUCUGUGAAGCAAUGUGACCUCAGGUUUGCUCCGUUUUAAAAGUGAAAGAUGUUAAUAUUAUUAAUGUAGCUGCGGUUAUUUUCUGUUAAAAGAAAAUAUUUCAGUGUGACUCACGGAUGCUGAACUUAAAAGAUAAUUGUUGUAUCCUGAAUCAAAAAAAUAACUGCACUUGAAAGUAUUGUUCGCAUUACUGGAGACGUGAAUUAUGUUUUAUAAAUGUACUUAAUGUGCUGUCAUCAGUAGUUUGUACAUUUAACUUAUAAUGCAACAUUUUGAUUCUGUGCAAGGAUUUGGCAGUAGACUCUACAGUAUUACACUUAUUUUAUAUGACCUGUAGUUUAAAUUUUAAGAAAGUAAGUCUCCUGUAGUGUGAUGCUUUAAUGAUUAAUCAUGUACUCUUUCUGUGUGGUUGAUCCCUGUAUGAAACACUUUGGUGCCUUCUUCUUAUUGUGCAGGAACCGUUCCUUCUGUUCAGACAGACGGGGGAAAAUCCAAGUACAUGCACAUGGAUCUGGACAUCCUGAGUUUAAUUUUAGAUACCUGAAGUGCUCAGAUGUUAUUUUUCCAACAUCCUGCCGCUUGGUUUUCGGUCCUUGUGCCAAUUUGAGUCCAUGCACCUCUUUCACUUACUUAUGCUGUUUCACCACUGUUGCCUGCUGUGUCACAUGUUAAAUUACUUUUAAAAAUGUAUUAAGUGGAGGUCAAGAAAAAAGUAAACUGUAUCUAACAUGGA